Choloepus didactylus (southern two-toed sloth) is the source of this 3080-nucleotide messenger RNA. It is a transcript of the gene LRRC14, whose product is annotated as leucine rich repeat containing 14. NCBI's taxonomy places the organism in Eukaryota, Metazoa, Chordata, Mammalia, Pilosa, Megalonychidae. Gene Ontology annotation, molecular function: kinase binding. Gene Ontology annotation, cellular component: cytoplasm. The record is from RefSeq and is a predicted model, not a curated record.
CUCGCGAGGGGCCUCGGAGGCCUCGGGCUCAGGGGAACCAGCGUCUCAAGUACUCGUUCGUGUGGCGCUGACGAAUCGCCGGGGCUCUGAGGCCGGGCUGCCCCGGGCUCCCCACAGUCACCUGGGGACCUGGCCCAGGGGCUCGGCCUCAGCCUUUUCAUCUGUCGGCCGCCCUCCAGGCAGUUUUGAGGACGUGACACCUGGAGCAGGUCUGCUCACUGCUCCUGGCUGACACCCACGGUCCCUGCAGCCUCAGGCAGCUCCGUGCGUUUCUCGGGCUGCAGGCCACUUGUACGGCUGCCUGUGGCCGCUCCUGGGGCCUCCUGAACCCCGUGGGUCUGAGACGUGGUCCCUCAGCACUGGUUCCCCGAGGAGAAGAGUGUCUAGUCAAGUGGCAACGACUGGGAGUCGGCAGUGUCUUCUCUCUUGCUGUGGAUCUUCUGGUGUCUCUAGUCCAGACAGUGGUGGUCACAGCUGGGGCUUGGAUUUCACAGGCUGGGUCGGCUGGACUCUCAGUGUUCCUUGGUACCUGGUCCUGUCUGCUUGCCCACGUUUUAUCAAGCCAUGUCUGUGCUUGCUGCCCCUCUCUGCUGUGCUGCAGGGAAUCCAAGGCAGCCUGCACGCCUGCCAGAGCAAAUCAGCAGGGCCGGCCUGGUGAGAGCCUGGGGGGAGGGGCUGCUGUCUCCGAGUGUCCCACCCCUCCCGGUGCUGACCAAGGUGCUGACCUGUGUGGGUGUGUGUCAGGUGUAGGGAUGGGGGUGGCGGGUCUGGAUUUUAUUCUGCAUCCGAGGAAGACAGGAUUUCUGAUAGGUUUUGUGGUUUGGGAAGCCUGGGUGCUAAACCCAGAGAAAAGCAUUGGAAUGUUGAAGGCACGGCCCAGGAGGACUGCAGAGUGUACCCGUGACAGCCUCUUUUCUCUAGAGGGUGGGGCUGGGCUUGGCCCCUCCAUUCCACCUAGCCAUGUACCAGGCCCCUGCCAGCCCCUCGAUGUGCAGGCUCACCCGCCAGCACUGCUCCCUGCCUGGCUUCAUUGGCCUCCACCACCAGUUCCUGGAUGGCUGCCUGCCCGGCCCAGCACCGUGCACACGCUUGUGUUCCUGGGCAGGCAGCAGGUGCUCCGGUGUCAACCGGCCACCUUCCAGGCCCUGCCUCUGUUGCUGUGUGAGUGUCCCUUGCUCUUCAAGGUGGCCUUCAUGGAGAGGAAGACAGCCAUGCUGCGCGAGCUGGUGCACUGGCCCUUCCCACUGUUCAGCUUUCAGCAGCUGUUGCAGGAGUGCAUGCACUGCAGCUGGGCCCUGCUGCAGGAGUGGCCGAGCACCAAGAGUGUGCAGGCCGUGAUCCUGGGGCUGACAGCCCGGCUGCACACCCUGCAGGCUGAGACCAGCUCCCAGCCCCUCGGCAGGAAGCAUGCGCUGUGGGUGCUGUACAUGAUGGGCCUCUUUGAUGAUGGGGUGGAGCAGGACCCUGGCACCAUGAGCAUGUGGGACUGCAUGGCAGGCAUGGCCCAUACCUGCAUUGCCCAGCAGCAGGGGGCGGCUGUGGAGGCCAGCACCGGGGAGCCUGUCCCCAUGGAGGUGCACGUGGAUCAUUGCGUGAAUCGCGCCUCCUAUGUGUUCCUGCGGGAGGUGCUCCGCAGUAGCCUGGGCAGCCCACUGCACCUCUGCUGCCAGGGCCUGUGGGCUGAGGACCUGCCCACACAGAACACUGUGGCCCUGCUGCAGCUGCUAGACACGGGCUGUCUGUGCCGUGUGGAUCUGCACUUCAACAACCUGGGCCUGUGUGGCUCUGUCGUCAUCCCGCACAUGGCUGGGUUCCUGCGCCCGGCCAGCCUGCGGCUGCUCUGUGUUCACCAGAACUCACGGCAGCCCUCUGUGCACAGCGAGGACAACUUCUGCUACUUCCUGGCCCAAAUGGGGUGCUUCACUGGCUCCUCCCUCCUGUCUGGAUGGCUGGAGCAGCUGCUAAGCAUGCUGCCAAGGCCCCUGGGGAGCCUGGAGCUGGCCGUCUGUACCCUGCUGCCUGAGGACCUGUGCUCCCUGGUGUGGAGCCCCCACACUGCCCACCUCAAGAAGCUGGAUCUGAGUGGCAACGAUCUGUCUGGCAGCCAGCCGGCGACCUUCUGGAGUCUCCUUUGGGCAGCAGCAGCCAUGCUGCUGCACCUUGAGCUGACCGAGAGCCAGCUCGCUGACCCCUAGCUGCUGGCCACGCUGCCUGUGCUAACGCGCUGCUCCGGCCUCCACUACCUGGGGCUCUACAGCAGCCCAUCGUCUGUGGUGGGUCUCAGAGACUUGCUGUGGGACUCGGCAGCCCAGGCCGAGCUGUGCACUGUGGUGCACUCCUUCCCCGUGGACUGCUAUGGGGGUCUGCCCUGGCCACUGCCUGUCUCUGUCCUCCUGAAGGUCUCCAUCAACGAGAUGUUUGCCCAUGUGGAGGCUGAGCUGCCCCUGCUGGCCUCAAGUCGAGGCCAUGUGCUCUGGACCACAGAAACCUAUGGGCGCCUGGCUGCAGACUGCAGCCUGUGACUGCCAGGAUCCCCUGUGGUUGGGGCCACCAGUGCCCAGUAGCCUGCCUUCCCCUCGGGCAGGCAGGGCUGUUGAGGGAACUUCAGGGGUCUAGAGGACCGCCCCAUCCCAUCCAGUACCCUGUAGGUCCCCCUUCCCUUGGUGCAGGGCCUGCCUUACUCCCACUCACCCCUGAGCCUCCUGUGCUUCCCAUGGUGUCCCUUGUGGUUUGGCACCUGCACCUGCUCCACACUGUGGUUGACUGUGUGGACCACAGGACUGGCUUCUCAGUGGGCUACCGCUGGCCACACUCCUGGGGCGUGUCCCUCCCUGCAGAACCCUCCUUGGAUCUCAGCUGUAAGCCUCCCAGAGUUUUCUCUCUGGGACCCUCCUUCCCAUCCCCUUCCUGACAGCGAGUGCCCUCGGGUUGAGGUGGGGAGGGGCUGCUUCAGGAGGGUCCGGUCCUCUUGUCUUGCUGCCCUGGUCUGUGUCCUGCUGCCGCUUCAGCUGGCCCUAGCAGUUGGGCCUCAGGGCUGGAGGCAGUGUCAGGUACAAAUGUGCAGCAUGCUCAGAACUUGA